Ostrea edulis (European flat oyster) is the source of this 3417-nucleotide messenger RNA. RefSeq lists its product as uncharacterized. Gene Ontology annotation, molecular function: ubiquitin protein ligase activity. NCBI's taxonomy places the organism in Eukaryota, Metazoa, Mollusca, Bivalvia, Ostreida, Ostreidae. The transcript has 2 exons. Bases 206 to 3031 code for a protein of 941 amino acids. The record is from RefSeq and is a predicted model, not a curated record. Gene Ontology annotation, biological process: protein polyubiquitination; proteasome-mediated ubiquitin-dependent protein catabolic process.
AGGAAUAGCCUGGUUCCCGCUUAGGAAGGAAGCGUUUUAGUGAUUCCGAUCAACUUCAUCAUGGCGAUGUUUGAUUUAUGGGGACAACGUUGUGUUUGUUAAACCUGCUGAAUUUCUGUUCACAGAAAGAUUUGUUUAUCUUCACAGCAGGUCAGAUUCAGCUUUGUUACUGAUACUCUUCAAGUUGUCCUUGUACAUAAUAAACAUGCCUAAAAAUAACAUCUUGAUGAAGAAAGAUGAAAAUACAGAAAAUGUGGAACCAAAGGGGCGGAGUAAAAAGGGAAAGAAAAGCAAAAAGAAAGCAACCGAUGACGAAAUCGAUUUGGACGAGAUUAUCAAGGCCAAUCAGGAAGUGGCGGUCAAGACUUCAAAAGAAAAACAGCAGGUGGAGAACUGUCCUCACAUGGCCAACAAGGAGGAGCACCAGUUUAUGUGUACCACCUGUCGUGUGAUUUGUUGUGAGCCCUGUCUACGGAUGAAUCAUCAUGGUGAUCAGCAUCGCUGGUGCGAGUUGAUGCCGUACGAUCCGUCAGACUCUGAGGCCACAAAUGUGGAACCUGAAGAGGAACUCAUCCCAGUGAACAUUCGCGGAAAAAGACGUUUACCAGGGGGAUAUGUGAGUACGCGUCGACUUGGGUCAAGUAGGAAAAAGGAGUCGUGUACAUGUUGCCAUGGGAGUCAUAAACAUGAUCCUAAAAGUCUAAAACGCUUAGUGCCGAUUGAUUCUAGUAGGUUUGAUAACACUCUGUUAACUAUAGAGGACUCCCGGAAGGAAGACUCUAGUGAUAGCAGUGAUAACUCGACCAAUAAAGACGAAGACCCAAAAUCAACGAAAAAGACUCGCAAAAAGAAACAAAAACAAAGUUUUAAGGAUCAAGAUCCUGAUGAUAUUUCUAGAAGCCCACCAAGAAUGACUUUUACUUUUGCAAAUGAACCAACUCUUAGAGAUAUUGCACGAGAGGAUGAAUUACUGGAGACGAUGAAGAUUUUAGAAGACGACGAGGAAUUUAGAGAAUAUGUUGCCAAAGAUGAAAUUUUGUUUGAAAAGAUCAAGAUUCUACAAGAAUACGGACAGUUUGUUCAUGAAGUGAAUGAUGGUCAAAUACUCGAUACUCAAGAUAUAGAGACCAAAUGCAGUCACUGUGAGGAAGAGUGCAAGAGGUGGCAAAUUUUCAGGGAGGACUUGGACCGUGAAGCAAUCCUCUAUCUGAAGGAGAACAAAUUUGAUAUCCAUAGCAAUGAGCCUAACGAGAUCAGUAAAUAUGGGGACCUCAGAAUCGGCGAGUUUGUGGAUGAUAUUGAUGAGGAUGAAUAUGAUAGUGGUGACGAUUGUGAUGUGUUGUCAGACGAGUUCGAAUCAGAUCAUGGAUUCACCGAAGCUGUUAGAGAGUGGUUGAAACUUCCACCUCCAAGUCGAUUAACCUCUGUUCAGGAAGCUUGGGUUGCUCUGACAAAAAAUACUGCUACUGCAGUUCUUCACCGUCUGGCUCCAACAGAGCGCAAAAAAUUUAUCGAACAGGCAAUAUUUCUUAUAGAAAAAAAGGAAGUAGAGGAUGUUGAAAAAGACUUUAGUAAUUCAACUGAUAUGAAAGCAGAAACUGAUCAGUUAAGACAAAAUCCACAGUUUGAACCAAAUAAAAAAGCAGCUAUAUUGGAAGAUACCUGUGAGAGAAUUUUAUCUGGCAUUAUGCAAUUAAAAAUCAGAUUUCAGAAAAUCUAUAAGCGUGUUGUCAUACAUCGUGGUGGAACAACAGUUGUGGACAUCAUUCACACUAAAGUAGACCGAAUAGGAGAAGAUAUCAUACAGGAAAUUGCAAAAUAUAACCCAAACAGACAUGGAGAAGAACCGUUUGAGCUGACAGAGGAAAUUCAAGCUGCUCUCGGUUUCAUUCAGGCAAGCACUGUCUCCGCUGAGAUUCCAAAUGCGAGCAUUUUACGGAAGGUUCUUAAUACACGAUUGGAUAACAAGCUUCUGAAAAAAUUGGUUAUAAAGCAUGAAAAUGAAAAAUAUUUGCCCAUAAAUUGGCUAGAUCCAAAUGACAAAAAUAUGAAAACAGACAUUGAAUUCAUCGCCGAGGUGAAACAAGCACAGGACCCUGCAAAUUCACAGGUGAUCAUCACACAAGUGGACGACUUGAUGAAGAUGGUGGAGUUAGGUUCGGAAAUUUACCCUUUUAUAGAGCGGCGAGAAAUUGAUCCAUUUGGUCCCAAAAACUGUCCCUUGGACAUCUACUCUAUCUGCCCCAUUUCACCAGCUCUCACCUGGAUGCACAAAGUUGGCUCAGAGAGCAAUCUCCUUGUGACAGUGGGGGGGAAGGUGGUCCGUGAGUUGGACUUCAAAACUAGUGUAGAAUGUUUGGCAAUGAAUAAGGAGCGCGAUCUGCUGGCAACAGAUCCACUAAAUAAACGAGUGAUGAAGGUUACAAACAUUGAUGUCAUAACGGAGAUUCACAAGUUCCAAAAGUUAAUGCCACUUGGCAUAUGUUGCUCACGAGAAGGAAACAUUCUUGUGACCUUGUGUGAAACUUACUACGAUUACAACAUUCCGUUUGAGAAACGGCGACUGGUGGCACGAGUGUCCCAGUCGGGUGAGCAUUUGAUGGAAAUUGAAUUUUAUAACAAAGAAAAAACGGAGCGAUUUUUUGUGGUACCUCGACGUUUGACUGAAAACAGAAAUGGUGACAUCAUUGUGGUGGACAAAAUUCAAAGAAACGAGGGUCGACUGCAGUUAUUCAACAAGAUCGGCGUAGUGAUAAAGACGUUUGAUGGUCACAAGGAUAUUUUUGAACGACCUUUUGACCCCUGGGAUGUGGCUUGUGAUUAUCGACAACGUUUGCUGGUUUGCGAUUACACCAAUAACAAAAUCAUCAUAUUUCAACCCAACUACGAUCUUUUCAAGGUCAUUGCGGCAUACGAGGGGGGCUUGAGGUAUCCACUCUGUAUGGGACUCGAUUCUAAUAGUCGAAUUUGGGUCGGGGGGAAGUUUGAGAAAGUCAUGGUGUUGUCGUACGACAAGGAAAUUGAUGAAUAACAGGCAAAUGACGAGAAUUUCUCUCAACAUAUGUAGUACGGAUUGUCCUUUCAUGAUUUGUGAUACAGGCUUUAUGAAAUAUAUGGUGUACACAAAUUCAUGUUCCUUGAGUAUUUACAAAGAGAAAAUUGAAAUAUAGUGUAAAUUUUACUGCAAGAUUUUUAAAAAAAUGUUUUGAUUGGUAUAAUUGAUUGCAUCUAAUGAUUUUAAAUAAAUCUUUAUGGAUUUUAUGGAUCCAAUACAUUUUUUAUUGAUUUUAUUUAUAUAUUUAUUAUGUGAAUCAUAAUAUUUAAAUCAACAUGUUUUACAAUGGACAGAAAUGUGAACUUUAAGUGUAUUUGAGACAAUUUUAUUACUAUGUCUUUAAUGUAUAUAUACAUAAUCUG